ACCAAAAUGUGUUGUCAUGCCACCGCUGCCUUCUUGGCCAGGUCUCCCUUGUGAGGAAGCAAAAAGUGCAGCCCAUAUGAGAUAUGCAUGUGAAAUUCAGAAUGCAUAAUUCAUAAAAAAGUGUAAAAAAAAGUCCAGGAAAUGAGGGACUCCCCCCCCCCCCCAAAACACACACACACACACACACACACACACACAUUUCACUGAUGUGUCAUAUGCUGAGAAAACGGUUUUUCACACUUGUUUUCAAACACAGACAAGUUUUGAAUUAUAUGCAAAAAAAAAAAAAGAAGGAAGGAAUCUCUCAGCAACGUUGUCAAUCGGUAACUACAAUCUGUGACUAAAACGUCUUUGUCUUGUCUUGUGUCAUCUCGGAGGGAGACGGGGGUCGGGGUGAGAGCUGCUGUGCAGCCCACACACUGGGCAGUGGUGUGCGGAGGGGUGAUGCCUCCAGAGCGCAUCACGGGACGACAAAACCCCCUCUCUGCAAGACGCAGCGCCAGAAGAGAGCAGCCUUGGCACGGCGGCUUGUUUCAGAGGGCGAAAAGUGGGAGAUCGACCCGAGUCCUUCCUCUCGACAUGCCGGAAUCCUGCUGAACAUCCUUGCGUGGCUCUCGCGGAGGACACAAUGUGGUGGAGGCGAGGAGGAGGAAUCUCCACCGGUGGAGGCAUGUGGGGAUGCGCGGACACGGUCGUGGGUGAUUAAAGCCGUUUUGCAGCCGCGGCGACGCAAGGAUGGAUACGUGCGCAAAAGAGUGCGGAUAAAGUGAGUUGCGGGGCGCACAGGAUGGACACUGCGGAGGUGAUCCUCUCUGUGCUGGUGGUUGUGAUCAUCAUAGUGUCGUUGCUGUCCAACGUGCUGGUGCUGGUCUGCUUUCUGUACAGCCCGGAGAUCCGCAAGCAGGUGCCCGGUCUGUUCAACCUCAACCUCACCUUCUGCAACCUGUUGCUGACCGUGUCCAACAUGCCGCUCACGCUGGCGGGACUCGUCGGCCGCGCGCAGCCGGGGGGGGACGCCCUCUGCCAGGCGGCGGGCUUCCUGGAGACCUUCCUGUCCACCAACUCGAUGCUGAGCAUGGCCGCGCUGAGCAUCGACCGGUGGAUCGCGGUGGUGUUCCCGCUGAGGUACCACUCCAGGAUGCGCCACAAGGACGCGGCGUUCGUGCUCGGCUACACGUGGGCGCACUCCGCGUCCUUCUCCACGGCGGCCGCCUGCCUCUCCUGGGUGGGAUACCACCGGCUGUACGCGUCCUGCACGCUGUCCAGCCCCCGGGCGGGCGGUCGGACCCAGUUCGUUAUCUUCACCGUCUUCUUCCACUCCCUCACCUUCCUGCUGUCCUUCGUGGUGCUGUGCGUCACAUACCUCAAAGUGCUCAAAGUGGCGAGGUUUCACUGCAAGAGGAUCGACGUGAUUACAAUGCAAACGCUGGUGCUGCUGGUGGACAUACACCCCAGCGUUCGCCAGCGUUGCCUGGAGGAGCAGAGGAGGCGACGACAGAGAGCGUCGAGGAAGAUCAGCACCUUCAUUGGCACCUUCAUGCUCUGCUUCGCUCCCUAUGUGAUCACACGGAUCGUGGAGUUAUUUCCUGCGGUGCCUAUCAAUCCUCACUGGGGAAUUGUCUCCAAGUGCUUAGCUUAUAGCAAGGCAGCCUGCGACCCCUUCGUGUACUCGCUGCUUCGACAUCAGUACAAGAAGACGUGCGCCGACAUCGUCAACAGGCUGCUGAAGCGCAGCUCCCUGAACACGUCGGGGCGCGGGCACGAGAACCAGGGCAACAGCAUACCGGCCGCGGAGUGACGGGACGCGGGGCCCGAGGCGGUCGACUUGGCAACUGUCAGGGAAACGUGAAGCUGAUUUAUCGUCAAUGAAGAAGAGGACGGACGCCGCUUGUCCCUGUCCACGUCCGCUUGAAUUCGGAGUGACGUGCCAAAAAAAAAAAGAAGAAAAAAAAAGAAUCACUACAGACAAGGGCAAAUCCCUGCACAGGAGUACCACUGCGCUUGCACACCGAGUUCCCCCGGGACAGGAGACCAGUGCAGUGAACUCGCUGUGGGGACAUUAAACAAUGGCAGACUUCACAUCCACCUGGAGAGACAGACGUGCCCACACAAGGAGAACCGUCGCGUUAUUUUAUCCGGGCCUUCAUCCUGACACACGAUAUUUCAGCGGUAUAUGUGUUUGUUCCGACAUUACUGCAGCACAUGUCCAUAUUAUCUCUAAGAAAAUGAAAGGAAAAGAAAAAGAUGGUAAAAGGCUGCGUGUCUGUUUUAGUCUGUGCAAAGUAAUAUGUAGCACUGACAACUAGCCUAACCAAAAUGAUUUGUACGUUGUAUGAUUACUUCAAUAAUUGUACAAAAGAUGGAAACUAUACGUUACAGCUGCACAGUCUGGCUCAGGGGUUUUUUUUUUUGGAGGGGGGGUGUUAUUUAUUACAUUUUUUUAAGUACCUUGCUUUGUAGUGUAAGAGCUAAUGGAAGGAGAGAAAAAACAAGACUCACUGUAUGUGUUCUAUGUGUGAAAACAGUUUGUUUGUGGAGGACUUACUGACCUGGCAAAGCAGAGUUUUAAUGGGAAAAACAAAGCGGGCCUUCAGAACCGACUGACUGCCUGUGCUGUCAUGACUGAUGUGUGCCCCUCAGGUUGUUUGGUCAAGUGGAGCGUGACCAACUGUACUUGUUAUUCACAGAGAGAAGUAAUCCACAGAGACGGCUUCGUGCUCCCUCACGUAUCGCGGGGCAGGAAGGACGGGAUCGGGACAUGUACACAAACCCCUUUACUUUUCCUGCAGCAGGGUGUUAACACACUCUUGCACCCUUUGGUGUUGAAUAGCAGUUAUUACAACAAAGCGACUCUGGAAGCUGAAAAUCAUGUUUUGUCACUUUUACAGCGAAAAGACAUUAUUUCUGCUUUCUGUUAAAAAACAUAACACAAAGUGUGUAAUUGUGAUAUUUGUGACAGUACCUCGAAGGCAGCGCCUAACAUUUCUUUGGGCAACCCUGUCACACUAGUUUUAAACAACAAUAUUUCAGUUUCUGUUGUAAGGACGAGGUUUUCGACGACUAGAUUUGCUCCUAUCAAGGUUGAUUUCUUAGUUUUUGGCCGCCAAGCAGAAAACAUGUGUAAGCUAUUGUGAUCGCCUAUUCUUGAAAAGUCUCCGGGCUGACAAGGUAGCGCACCAGUUGAAGGUCAGCUCAGCUCUACUCCCUCAUCAUGGCUACAUUUCAGCAUUGUGGUUACUAUUGUAGGGACUAGGUGUGGCGAUCUUAUCUGAUCAAAUAGUUUCUACCUCAAGAUGUGCGAUUUUUCAUAAAACCAGUAGGACAUUAAAACAGUAAAAGCAAUAGGUUUGAAAAUCAUCCUGUGACACUCAAUCACAUUAAAAUACAGGCGUUGAAAUGAUGGUCAUGAUAAAUGAUAUGGUAAAUCAUAACAAAAAAGUACGUGCUGGGUUAGUUUUUAGUGCUGCAAAAGCAUUUAUUUUCAUUAUCAAUUUAAUUUAAUUAAACAAUUAAUUACAAUAGAUUUUCUCGAUUAAUUGAUUGUUGGUUUGGUACAUUACGUGUCAGAAUUCACCACAAGAUAUUCUGUUUAUUAUGAAAUAUUUAACAAAAACUAUGGUAAAAUGACAUCAAUCAGACAAGAAUCAGGCACCACGGAUCUUUUUGAAUUAAUUUUUGUUUUAUAUAUAUAUACACUUUAGCAGCUAUGGGUCAAUCAAACUAAUUCAAUGAACUAGAUUGGCAAUUCAUUAAGACAGGUCCCCCACUACAUGUUGUACCUAUUGUAUUAUGUCCUUUUUUUCUGUAUCAGAAGACAGGCAGCUCUGUAUCAGAGGGCUUUUGACUGGGCUCCACUUAGAGUUGACAAAGGUGCUUCAACGCCUUAGUUCAAACAGAGAAUAUAGAAUUAAUAUGUAUUGUAAUAUGUAUUGUGAACGUUUGUUAAGCGGACAUUGUUUUUUUUCAUGGAUUUGGACACAGUACAUUUAGACUGUACAUGCAGGCGGCCAUUAGUGAGACACUGUGUGCAUUUACGUUUGGAACACAGUGGCGAAUUUGCCAGUGGUGAACGAAACGUGAUUAUCUGCAGUUUCUUCUCUGAAAACAUAUUUACACGUAAGUUCUUGUAUUCUGUGUGCACGAGUUUCAGGAUUUGUGAUAAUACUUGGGAGAAGUGGUUGUUUUCGGGUUUUCGGGUUGUUUUCGGGUAUUCCUGUACGGCACUCCAAGACAUCUGAUGCCUUAAAUUCUGUAAUGUAUGGUGUUUUAGAGUUUUUCCAUUCACAAAGGCAUUUGGAUAUCUUGAACAAUAUCGACAGAACAAACCAUUGCCUUAUUCAUUUCUGUUCAUUAAUAUUACCCCAAAAUCUGUCGACGUGUUUCUGUAUCCCAAUCCAGCUGGUAAUUUCUCACCGAUGUUUUGCACUGAUGUGGAGAGUGGUUAUUCCCCCCCCUCAUAAACGAUGAAUAUGGUUAUUGGUGGAAAAACAAGCUAAUCUCAAAAUGAAAUGUGUUGCAAGGUUUAGAUAAAUGACAAAGUGAAAAGUAUUUUUUGUGUCUUUUGAUAUACGUGUGUGUAAUUCAUGGCGACACUGUAUUCGUUUCGGGUGUUACAGAAUGUGCUGCUUCAAAUCCAAACGGAGUUUUAACUGUUGUUAAUAGUGAAGUGAGUGUAAAAUACCUCAUUUUCUUAUGGUGACUGACUUGACAGCCUGAAGUGUUUUGUCAUGCACCUCCUAAGUUAUUAAACCUUGGCUCAAUGCUGCUCAAUGCUGCUGCUGCUAAAGAUGGCUAAGAUGACAGGCACGAUGAUCAUGACGAUGACGACAGUGACAACUGUUGUUUUAAUUUCCGAUGAUAUGAUGAGAAUAUCUGGUGUCGAUGGUGAUAUUAAUUGUAAAAAUGUAUUUCUACAACUAAUUUUAAUUGUGAAAAUUAGGAAGGUUUUGAACUAAUGAUGAUAAAAAUUAAACUGUAGACUUUA
Molecule: messenger RNA, 4984 nt
Organism: Scophthalmus maximus (turbot)
Lineage: Eukaryota; Metazoa; Chordata; Actinopteri; Pleuronectiformes; Scophthalmidae
Product: G-protein coupled receptor 26-like
Exons: 3
Coding region: 788-1798 (336 amino acids)
Biological process (GO): adenylate cyclase-activating G protein-coupled receptor signaling pathway
Cellular component (GO): membrane
Molecular function (GO): G protein-coupled receptor activity
Source: RefSeq, a predicted model, not a curated record